Molecule: messenger RNA, 816 nt
Organism: Effrenium voratum
Lineage: Eukaryota; Dinophyceae; Suessiales; Symbiodiniaceae
Source: the annotation of a GenBank genome assembly
AGCAUCAAUUUAGCAUGUUAUUGCCCUGCUUGCAGGCUCCCUGAAAGGGAGACUCGAUGCAAGCUCCACCGAACCGUCUUCCAGGAGCCGCAGCCUUACUCACGUGCCUGCUUAGCUUAUGUCACGCCUAUCCUGAUCAACCAGCGCCGUCGGACCUCUGCGAGGCCUCCUUUCUGCAGCGGGGCCUUGAGGUUACCCACCGGCUUGAAAAUGUGUCCGACAUCCUUCGGCACAAGCCCAUGGAGGCGCCGUUGAUGGUGGAGAGGCUUCCCGCGAAGCCGCGAGAGGCCGUGCCGCAGCCUAGGCAAGCCACCGAGGCGCCGGAGAGGAAAGGCGAAGCCGCGAAGGCGACGAAGGAGGCGAAGGCGAACGCCUCAAAUAUGACCGAGGCGCAGGAGCUGCUGCUGACGCAGCUGGUGGCCGGGUCCCUCGCUGCGGAGUCGGUGAAUACAACCUCCGUGGCCACUAUUAUCAAUAUCGUGGUCUUGGUGAUGCUGGUCCUCUUACUGUUCUUCCUGUGCCGCAACAACAUGAACCUCGAGGCGGCGGCGGCCGAGGCCAAGGCGGACUCGGAGAAGCUCUACGAGCAGUUCGAAUCAGCCACCGCAUCCAGACAGACUCGAUGCCAGCAGGUCUGCUGCUGAGGUCGGCGAAAGCCAGGCUCUUGUUGAACCCCAGGGUCUGGCAAUCGAUACCCAGACCUGAGAAACCUGCACCAGAUUUGUGCAGAUCGUUCCAAGGCCGCUCCGAGCCUCGAAACAAAGGGUCCGACCUCCAUGGGUCGCAGCUUGGUUUGUUUCCUUUGGCUCUUUUUCA